GCCCCGCUCACCACCUCGCUUCCGGAAACGAGCCCCGCCCUCUGGCUAGAACCGUGCGGCCCCGCCCCUUCCGGGGGGCCGGCUGUUGAGGAAACUAGCCGCGGUCCCGGCCUCGCCUCCGCGCCGACUUACCGCAGCGUCAACCCCAGAGUUACUUUCGUUUUCCGCGGCCGAGUACCCCGGCCCAGGUGAGGAAGCACGGGCGGUGGGCGCCAGAUGCUGCGCCUCGCCGUGGCUGCCGGGCCAGGACGGUCCCGGGCCCCGCCGAGGAUGCGACCGAGUUCGGCGCUGCAGCGGCGCCCAGCCACGCCCGGGCUCCCCGCGGCCUGGCGCCGCGAACACCGCGCUCCUCCGAGGCUCCGCACGGCGGUGCGACCCCCGGGAGGUGAGCGGCACCGACACCCGCGCUCCCUAAACCCGCGCUCCCGAGGCCGCUCCGGGGGCUGCGCGUCCUCCUCGACCGGCGCUCCUUACACUGGGCGGCGCUAGGCUGUGUCGGCCUCUGUCUCCGCCUCCGCUCACGCCCCGGGGCGGUGAACGUGAGCGGGAACUGGCGGCCGCGGCCGCGUUCGCUGGACGAUCCUGGAUUCGCCUUGCUUUCCGGGUGGUGCUGAGAGAGCCUGUCAAGAGGUGCCCAUAGCUGCUGUCAGGGCGGAGUCAGCCUGGCCCGCAGGAAAGCACCCUGUGCGACCUCGGCGGUCGAGAGCUGGCAAUAUCGUUCCUCUGCCACGGCGGGCUGUCGAGGAAGAAAUGUGAUUAUUUUUGUAGCCCUCUAAAAUGCCUCAGAAGCUAGAGUCACAGAAGUACGGUAUUCUUGGACUGGCCUGAGUCCCAUGCUGAACUUACAGUUCCCUCUGGAAGUAACAAAGGCUCGCCAUCAUGGAUCUUCUUCGGGAAGCCAACGGCACCUUUGCCUUAAACCUUUUGAAAAUCCUGGGUGGAGACAGCUCGAAAAAUGUGUUUUUCUCACCCAUGAGCAUCUCCUCAGCCCUGGUCAUGGUCUUCAUGGGGGCAAAGGGAAACACUGCAAGCCAGAUGAUUCAGGCACUCUCUUUGGAGAAAUGCAGCGGCAAUGGCGAUGGAGAUGUCCACCAGGGCUUCCAGUCACUUCUCACCGAAGUGAACAAGACUGGCACACAGUACUUGCUCAGAACAGCCAACAGGCUCUUCGGUGAAAAGACUUUUGAGAUCUUGGCAUCUUUUAAAGAUUCCUGCCGCAAGUUCUACGAAGCAGAGAUGGAAGAGCUGGACUUUAAGGGUGAUACAGAGCAGUCCCGACAGCACAUCAACACCUGGGUGGCCAAAAAGACAGAAGAUAGAAUUAAAGAGAUGCUGGAUCAUGACAUGGUGAAACCAAACACUGCUCUGGUCCUUGUAAAUGCCAUCUACUUUAAAGGAAACUGGGAGAAACAGUUUAACAAAGAGGACACCCGGGAGAUGCCUUUCAAAGUCACCAAGAACGAGGAGAAACUUGUGCAAAUGAUGUUUAAGAAGUCUACUUUUAAGAUGACCUAUGUGGAAGAGAUAUCCACCAAAAUUCUGUUAAUUCCCUAUGCUGGGAAUGAGCUGAACAUGAUUAUCAUGCUUCCAGAUGAGCACAUUGACUUGAGAAAGGUGGAAAAGGAAAUCACUUAUGAGAAAUUCAUAGAGUGGAUGAGGCUGGACAAGAUGCAGGAACAAAAGGUGGAGGUUUUCCUCCCACGGUUUACACUGGAGGAGAAUUAUGACAUGGAGAACUUCCUGUGCAAGCUGGGCAUGACUGAUGCCUUUGAGGACAGGGCAGACUUUUCUGGAAUAUCUUCCAAGCAAGGCUUGUCUCUGUCCAAGGUUGUGCAUAAGUCCUCAUUGGAGGUCAAUGAGGAGGGCACAGAGGCUGUGGCUGCUACAGCUGCCGUUUUCAUUCUGGGGUCACCAUUGUACACUUCCCGCUUCUGUGCCGACCACCCCUUCCUCUUCUUCAUUCAGCAUGUUAAGACCAAUGGGAUUCUGUUCUGUGGCCGGUUCUCCUCUCCCUGA
Molecule: messenger RNA, 2016 nt
Organism: Arvicola amphibius (Eurasian water vole)
Lineage: Eukaryota; Metazoa; Chordata; Mammalia; Rodentia; Cricetidae
Product: serpin B6-like
Exons: 8
Coding region: 880-2016 (378 amino acids)
Biological process (GO): negative regulation of endopeptidase activity
Cellular component (GO): cytoplasm
Molecular function (GO): serine-type endopeptidase inhibitor activity
Source: RefSeq, a predicted model, not a curated record